Molecule: messenger RNA, 2226 nt
Organism: Sebastes umbrosus (honeycomb rockfish)
Lineage: Eukaryota; Metazoa; Chordata; Actinopteri; Perciformes; Sebastidae
Gene: ik
Product: IK cytokine
Exons: 20
Coding region: 166-1821 (551 amino acids)
Biological process (GO): mRNA splicing, via spliceosome
Cellular component (GO): nucleus
Source: RefSeq, a predicted model, not a curated record
AUAACAACACAGUGAAGUUCCGGUGUAGAAGCUAACUGACUAGCAGCAGAUAACACCAGUAAACACCGUGAGGCUCGGUUCGGCUCGGCUCGGCUCGGUUCUUCUUCUCUGACGGGAACCAGUCAGUCCUCUUCAGCAGCAGAGCAGCGACCCCCCGCCGGAGAGAUGCCUGAAACUGAGAGUUACUCCAACCCUCUGGCUCCUGAGGGCCACGAGCUGGACGACCACCGAGCUGCUGCUCAGUCCAAACUGACCAACGAUGACUUCAGGAAGCUGCUGAUGACGCCGAGGGCCACGCCCUCCUCGGCCCCGCCCUCCAAGUCCAGACACCAUGAAAUGCCAAGGGACUACAACGAGGAUGAGGAUCCUGCAGCGAGGAGAAGGAAGAAGAAGAGCUACUAUGCUAAGCUACGUCAGCAGGAGAUGGAGCGAGAGAGAGAGCUGGCUGAGAAGUACCGCGACCGAGCGAGAGAGCGACGAGACGGCGUUAACAAAGACUAUGAAGAGACGGAGCUGAUUAGCACCACCGCUAACUACAGAGCUGUAGGACCCACCGCUGAGGCAGACAAGUCCGCAGCAGAGAAACGUCGUCAGCUGAUCCAGGAGUCUAAGUUCUUGGGAGGUGACAUGGAGCACACUCACUUGGUGAAAGGUCUGGACUUCGCUCUGCUGCAGAAGGUCCGAGCUGAAAUCACCAGUAAAGAGAAAGAAGAAGAAGACAUGAUGGAGAAAGUCCAGAAAGAGGCCAAGAAGGAUGUGGAGCCGGAGGAGAAGAUUGAGUUCAAGACUCGUCUCGGUAGGAAUAUCUACCGGGUGGUGUUCAGGACGGGUCAGGUGGAGAGGAACGAGCUCUUCCUGCCCGGCAGGAUGGCGUACGUGGUCGACCUGGACGACGAGUUCACCGACACCGACAUCCCAACAACUCUGAUCCGCAGCAAAGCCGACUGCCCGAGUAUGGAGGCUCAGACGACUCUCACCACCAACGACAUCGUGAUCUCGAAGCUGACUCAGAUCCUGUCGUACCUCAGACAGGGAACGCGACACAAGAAGAUCAAGAAGAAGGACAAAGGUAAACUGGACGAUAAGAGGGCUCCUGAGGCUGAUCUGAGUAUCUUCGAGGACAUCGGGGACUACAUCCCGUCCUCCACCUCGUCCUCCAAACCUCCCAAAGACAAAGACAGACACCGAGAGAGAGAGAGGGAGAGAGAGAGGGAAAGAGAGAGGGAGAGGGAGAGAGAGAGGGAGAGAGAGAGAGAAGAAGACAAGAACAGGAGACACAGUUACUUUGAGAAACCACGAGGAGACGAACACCAGGUCCUGGAGGCGGAAACAGGUCCCGGAUCAGUUAGAGACCAGAUCAAGAUGAUCAAUGAGAAGUUUGCAGGAGCAGCAGGCAGCCAAUGGCCGGGCCAGGAACCUGGUUCUCAGAGGAGAGACGGGAAAGAACAACUGGGAGAUUUCUUUGGAGGAUCAAACUCAUACGCAGAGUGUUACCCUGCUACGAUGGACGACCUGGCUGUGGACAGUGAUGAGGAGGUGGACUACAGUAAAAUGGACCAGGGUAAUAAGAAGGGUCCUCUGGGUCGGUGGGACUUCGACACUCAGGAGGAGUACUCAGACUACAUGAACAACAAGGAGGCGCUGCCAAAGGCUGCCUUCCAGUACGGCAUCAAGAUGUCUGAAGGCAGAAAGACUCGACGCUUCAAAGAGACCAAUGAGAAGGCAGAACUGGACCGACAGUGGAAGAAGAUCAGCGCCAUCAUCGAGAAGAGGAAGAAGAUGGAGGCUGACGGGGUGGACGUGAAGAGACCCAAAUACUGAAGACUUCCUCCGUUCUCUCUGCUGCUGUCCAACACGAUCAGUCAUUGAUCAGUCAUUGAUCAGUCAUUGAUCAGUCAUUGAUCAGUGACGUGAUUAUUAGUUUUUGUUGAAAACCUUAAAGAUUAAAUGUGACGAUCGAUCAGCUUCAUUAAAACAUUUUAAAGUUAAAUAACUCGACAUGUCUGUUAGGAACCUGAUACCUGAUGUUAUUGAUUAGUAACCUGAUACCUGAUGUUAUUGAUUAGUAACCUGAUAUAUGAUGUUAUUGAUUAGUUUGUGAUACCUGAUGUUAUUGAUUAGUAACUUGAUAUCUGAUGUUAUUGAUUAGUUUGUGAUAUAUGAUGUUAUUGAUUAGUUUGUGAUAUCUGAUGUUAUAGAAUAAUAAUUAAACAUCAAUGAAACAGA